Molecule: messenger RNA, 713 nt
Organism: Eucalyptus grandis
Lineage: Eukaryota; Viridiplantae; Streptophyta; Magnoliopsida; Myrtales; Myrtaceae
Product: cytochrome P450 76T24-like
Exons: 1
Coding region: 31-594 (187 amino acids)
Molecular function (GO): heme binding; oxidoreductase activity, acting on paired donors, with incorporation or reduction of molecular oxygen; iron ion binding
Source: RefSeq, a predicted model, not a curated record
GACACGAGCACGAGCUCGUUGGAGUGGGCGAUGGCAGAGCUGCUGCACAAUCCGGAGAAGAUCGAACGUGCCCAUGAAGAGCUCGACCAAGUAGCCCAUGGCAAUGAGGGAACCCUGCAAGAGCCCGACAUCGCAAGGCUCCCGUACUUGCAAGCCAUAGUCAAGGAGACUCUGAGGCUGCACCCGCCGGUCCCAUUCCUCAUCCCGCAUAAGGCUGAGAGCGACGUGCAGAUAUGCAGGUUCCAAAUACCCCGGCACGCCCAAGUGCUAGUCAACGUGUGGACCAUGGGGCGGGACCCUAGUAUAUGGCCCGAUCCGGGCAGCUUUGUGCCGGAGCGGUUCGUGGGGCGCGAGAUUGAUUUCAAGGGCCGGGAUUUCGAGCUCAUCCCAUUCGGGAGUGGGCGGAGGAUAUGCCCCGGGAUGCCCUUGGCCUAUAGGAUGGUGCACUCGAUUUUGGCCUUUCUGUUGCGCUCAUUUGAUUGGAAGCUUGAGCAGGGUGUACGGCCAGAAGAGAUGGACAUGACUGAGAAAUUUGGGAUUACAUUGCAAAAGGCAACGCCUCUCCGUGCUAUUCCCAUGAAGGUGCGACUUUAACUAGCCAUGUACUGGCGCUCAGUGAGAGAUACACGCAAAUGUUUCUCCGUAUUAUACGGUAGGAUUUUCGUUCUUAUGUUAUUUUGCUACUAUAUCUAUUAAAAAUAAAUUUGAUUGUA